AUGCAGGCUUCAGUACCCUCAAACAUGCAGACAGCCGUCUCCCCAGGCCCUCCAGCUCUGGCUUCACUAGAACAAAGCAAGGUCCCUGGAAUGGAUACUUCUAGGGUCCAAGAAAGGCUCUUAAGAGGAUAUGCUGAUGACCUAGAUUCUUUCAGGCAGAAGUUCAGGUGGUUUUGUUACUCACAAGAAGAAGGGCCCAGAAAAACCCUGAAUCAGCUCUGGGACCUCUGCAAGCAGUGGCUGAGACCAGACAUUCACACCAAAGAGCAGAUCUUAGAGCGGCUCGUGUUUGAGCAGUUCCUGAGGGUUUUGCCUGGAGAGAUGAGGAUUUGGGUGAAUUCUCAGCAUCCCAAGAGUAGUGUGGAGGUGGUGACCCUGGUAGAAGAUUUGAACCAAACACUUGAAGAAAGGGAAGGUCUUAGCACACGAAAUCCUGCUGUGUGCAAAGUGGAGGAGGAUUUGGGAGAAGAGGAGAUAGCUGCUGUUCCUCCCAAUGUGGAGCCACGUGAAGCGGUAACAUUUGAGGAUGUGUCUGUGAACUUUACCAGAGGAGAGUGGAAGAUGCUGGAGCCAUCUCAGAGGGAGCUAUAUAAGGAAAUGCUGCUGGAAAACUUAAGGAACCUAGAAUUUUUGGGCUCUCCAGUUUCCAACUUUGAUUUGAUUUCCCAGCUGAAGUGGGUUAAGUUGCCAAGGGUACUGGAAAAAGAAAUCUCAAAAGACCCCAGACCAGGUGAGUUCGUAAAAGAGGGUGAGUCUAGACGUGAAUUGGAUGCUUUUCUGGAAGACCUCACUUUAGAGAAGACAAUAGACUACUGCUUUAGUGAUAAUGGUUAUGGCUUGAAGACAGAAUUCCAGAAACGAUAUGGCAAGUCCAAGAAAGAUCAUAGCAAGCAGAGUAGCCAUCAGAGUAAAGAUUCUGACUCAAAAAAGACUCCCUCUGGAAAGAAUUUUAAACAAACUUCAGACGCAGCUAAACAUCGAAGAACCUACUUAACAAAGAAGUCUCAGGGGUCCAAGGAAGGCAAGAAAUCCUUCAGCUUUCACUCCGAUCUUGUGACCCGCAAAGAACACGGUACAGAAAAGUCAAGGAAAUGCAGUGGAAGCGAGAAAGGCUUGGUUUACUCUUCAUCUCUUACCAAACAUAAGAGACAGCCGAGAAUUGGUUCGUUGAGUAAGACCCACAAGUGUAGUAAGUGCGGGGUAGCCUUUACUCAAAACUCAUGGUAUCACAGUAAAAGCUCUCAAUGCGAAAAAUGCCAGAAGAAUUUAUUUCAAGGGGAAACGUCAAAUAAAGACAAAGGGCCUGCAACCGAAGAGCCCAGUAAGUGCAGGAAAUGUGGGAAAGCCCUUGGCAGUAGUUCACAACGCUCUGUGUGCACUGAAUGUAGAGAAACUUACAAACCUAGGCCAUCUAAACCCCAUAAAAAAUCCAAGAAAGGAAAGCAGUACAAGUGUGAUGAAUGUGGAAAAUACUUUGUUGGCUUACAAGUUCUCGAGACGCAUCAAAGGAUCCACACGGGAGAAAAGCCCUAUGAAUGUAAACACUGUGGGAGAUCCUUCAAUGACAACUCGUCAUUUUAUCAACACCAGAGAAUCCACACUGGAGAGAAACCAUACACGUGUAAGGAGUGUGGGAAAUCCUUCACGCUUAGCUCCUCUCUUUCAAAGCAUCAGCGGAUACACACCGGGGAGAAGCCCUACAAGUGUAAGGAGUGUGGAAAAGCCUUCAGACAGAACUCUUGCCUUACGCGACACCAGAGAAUCCACACUGGCGAGAAACCGUAUGUGUGCAAGGAUUGCGGCUCGUCCUUUAGCCUUUUUAGUACUAUCCUCUAUCAUCAAAGACUUCAUGCAGGAGAAAAACCCUACAAAUGCACCCACUGUGAUAAGGCCUUCCCUUCUCACUCCCGCCUCAGCCGCCAUUUGAGAUGUCACACCGGUGCAAAGCCAUACAAAUGUAAAGAGUGUGGGAAGACGUUCAGACAGAGCUCAUCUCUUAAUUUACAUCUCCGAAGCCACACUGGAGAGAAGCCCUACAAAUGUGAUGACUGUGGCGCUGCCUUUUCUCGGAGCACCAUCCUCAUUGAACACGUGAAAACUCAUACAAAAUAUGAGUGUAAAAAAUGUGGUAAGAAAUGUAAAAGUCGGGCAGACAGUCUUAAACAUUGCUGUACUGAGUAA
Molecule: messenger RNA, 2181 nt
Organism: Arvicola amphibius (Eurasian water vole)
Lineage: Eukaryota; Metazoa; Chordata; Mammalia; Rodentia; Cricetidae
Gene: Znf483
Product: zinc finger protein 483
Exons: 5
Coding region: 1-2181 (726 amino acids)
Biological process (GO): negative regulation of transcription by RNA polymerase II
Molecular function (GO): DNA-binding transcription repressor activity, RNA polymerase II-specific
Source: RefSeq, a predicted model, not a curated record